UCUUGCCUGAGGCAGCCAGGCUUGAAGCUUGAACCCACAUCUCGAACGUGGAAGUUGGAAGAAGCGAAGAAGCAGCCAAUCUCUAUCAUUGUUGAUACAGUAAGCUGUUGGUAUUCAAAAGCCGCACAGCUGCAUCAUUGUAUCAGAGGAGAUGAAGGCUCGAUUGUUAAGCCCAGACGAUGUGGACGCCGUGCUGGAGUUGAUUUCAAACAGCCACAACCAUGAAAACCGCAACCGCAAUGCUGCCGAGAAUGACAAUACUGCAUUGGAGAUCAACUUUGGUGUUCCAGGACAACCCCCCAUUCGCAUUACGUCUCCUGAUCAAUUGCGUACUGCGAUUCCCACAGGAGGAGAGAAUAAUGGACACUUUGAGUUGGAACUUGACUUUGGUGAAUUGAUCCGACGCACUUUGGACUACGAGGCCUGUCAAAUCGAUGCGGCACGCUUGGCCGAACUGCUCCGGCACAGUUCGGCACUUUUAAAUGGAAACAAAAUGACACAUUUGACGCUCAACAAAUUGGAUUUGCGACAAUCGCUGGAUGCUUUUUGGAAUGUGUUUGGCCAGGACUGCUGCUCCCAAUUACGCCAUGUGGUGGCCAAACAGUGCCUUUGGGACAUGAAUCAGUGGGUCCAACAAGGAUUGAUUCGGGUGCCACGGCUUCAGAGUCUGCAUCUGGGACGCUUCAUGGGGGUGGCUCCGGCACCCCCGAGGCUGACACUUCCAAAUAUAUCAUCUUUGUUACAGCAGAAAAGAAACACAAUUCAAGAGUUGAAUCUGGGUUUUGUCAAGGUACCAUCACCCAAUUCCAUUGUGGACUUUUGCGUUGCCCUUGGUCAAUGUUCCACAUUGCGGCACCUAUCUUGUGACAACAUGGUUGGCAGCAGCUAUGGACCUUCUGCUCUUGAUGACGACGUUUAUAUGAUAUCUGCGGAACAAAUCCAUCAAACGAUUGGGCAAACCAUCGCUCAAGCCACAACAUCACUGAAAGAAUUGACAUUGCCUGUCCUGGGCAAAGGAUCACUGGAACCCAUUGCACAUGGGUUUGGCUCGGAAUGUUGGAUUGAAAAACCUUCGAUUGCAACCUGUUACGGAUCACCACUGGCAAGUGAAGAUAGAAGGGGGGCAUGAACACCCAGAAGUCAUGGCGUUGCGUGAUGCUGCAGCGGUAAAUCUGACAUUGCAGAGAUUUGAAUUCCAAAGACUCGGCCCUUGGGGGCGAAACCUUUCCACAGAACACUAUGAUUGGCCUCGCGACAUGGACAAGAAAAAAGACCCCAACCGAUUGGCUCUGGCGCAACUCCAGUUCUAUCUUCAUCUAAACCGACUCGGAAGACGUCCAUUCCUGACCCAAUCUUCCCAAAGAACAACAACACGAGCUGACUGGAUAAACAUGGUGGUGAAACAUCGCAAAAAUGAAUCUGUCACAUUCUAUUUCUUGCGGUUGAAUGCAUCCCUCUUUUUUGUUUGACUGAGGUAUUUGUUCUGGGUGUGGCGGUGAUGUGUGACGGUUCUAACUAACACAAUAAUGAUUCAAGACCAUGCUCGAGUCUUGUCAGUGAUUUGAUUUGACCGCCUCCUUUCUCAGUAUUGGUUUUUGGUUGCUAGAAAGGCACUCGCUCGACAAAGCCUUGCUGGACCAGAGGUUGGUCUCAAUGUGGGCCUCGGACCUGGACUUACCUAGUCAUGACAAAGUCAACAGUCGGAAUGAUUCAAUAUAGGCUUAGCUAGCCGCUCACCUCUCUGUGUCUUUGUACUUAUAUGUUACCGGUGGGGACGACCAAUUUAGCUCGCCCACACUUCCUGCACAAACUAGACCACGUAACCAAUGAACUCUGUUCACGUACCCGCCCUUUUAAAAAGCGACGAAAUGAAAUGGAAUGGAAUGCACGUUAUAUAUAUUAUUUGCAUUGAAACAAGAGUGCCUUUUUCCUUCCCAGCGCCGCUGCUUCCUUACUGGCGGUCCGUCGAAAGAACAUGGCCCGUGCCUGGGCGGCUGCUUCGGCACUGGAUUGUCGUCGAAGGGCUCUAUGUUGUGCCGCAUUGGCAACUUCAACACUGACCUGUCGUUGCAAGGCGCUCGAGUGUGGAUUGCGUCUUUGGCGGCUUGUCGUCGUCGUUGUUGACGGUUGGCAGCGGCAUUAGCGACUUCUAAGCUGACCUGUCGUUGCAAGGCUCUUGACUGUGAAUUGCGCCGAGGUGCGGCUUGUUGUCGUCGUUGUUGACGAGUGGCGGCCGCAUUGGCCACUUCAACACUGACUUGUCGCUGCAAAGCGCUAGCAUGUGGAUGCGUUCCUUGCGGCUUGUCGUCGUCGUUG
Seminavis robusta is the source of this 2316-nucleotide messenger RNA. NCBI's taxonomy places the organism in Eukaryota, Bacillariophyta, Bacillariophyceae, Naviculales, Naviculaceae. The record is from the annotation of a GenBank genome assembly.